AUGUCACUUAAACGACCUUUAUCACCUGAAUCAAAUAUUAAUUUUAUCAAUAAUACUGUAUGUCAAUUGAAACUUUUAAAACUUCGUUCAAUACUUCAAGAACUACGAAAUGAAGAAGCUUAUUUAGUUCUAUUAAAAAAAUUACGUACAAAUCAACAAUUAUUAACACAAACAAAUAAUAAUAAUACAAAAACAGUAACAAAUGGUUGUCAUCCUAUAGAAAAACCUAUUAUAACUCCAUCAAUAAAACCAGUACAAUUACCAAUAACUACUAAACCUCUUCAACAACAAUCAUUGCCAAUAACAACACGUAAAACAUCUAAUUCUCCAUUAUUAACAAAUUCAAAUAAAACAUCUAAAAAUUCUUCAUUUGAAGAAUAUAAAACUCAAGCUAAAUUAGCAUUACGUAAACAAUUAGAACGCGAUCUAUUAAACAUAUCAUUACCAAAACCAUCUAUACAAGAUACUAUAUUUAUUCCAAAUGGUACAAGUGCAGAAUUUCAAUUAUAUCUUGGUCUUGAAGAUGUUAUACAAUGUUUUAAUGAAUUACAAAGCAGUCGUCAUCGUUUACCACAACGUUUUACUGAUCAUGCCUAUAUUGAUGAACCACAUAUAUGCGACCAAUGUGGAACAGAUUUUACAAUACGUUGGUGGAAACAUAUAAAUUCUAAAAUAUCAAAUCAAAUCAUAACUAUUUUAUGUGAUCGUUGUAAAAAACAAAUAACUCGACGAACAUCUAAAUCUGAUCAUUCAACAUUAUUAAAAAGUGUUUUUAUAUCAGCAAUGGAAAAAGAAAAAGAAAUCGAUAAACAUUUUAAUGCACUUAUGAAACAACAAAAAACAUCAUCUCGAUCAUCAUCAUCAUCAUUAUCAUCAACAUCAAAACCUUUAACAACAAAUAUUCCGUCAACUAAUCAUCAAAAUCACAUUAUAAAAACAAAAAAUUUUUUAUCACAAAAUUUUCCUUCGAAAACUUCACAACAAUCAACACCAACAAUUCGAAAAUCAAAUGUUAUAGUUCAAUCACAUAUCAAACAUCCAACUCUAAAACAUGACAAUCAUUCUCGAACAGUACAACAUAAUAGAAUAUCGAUGCCAAUUCAUUAUCAUCAUCAACAACAACAACAACAACAACAACAAUCUCGUUCAAUAACAAAUUUAUCACAACAAACAAAAAUUAAUCAAACAGUUAAAAUAUCAAAAAAUUCUAUGAAACGACAACCAAUUAUGUCACCAUCACGUUCUAUACUUCCGCCUAAUCCUGAUCUUAUAAAUUCGCUUCUGUCAUCGAAUCUUGUAAGACCAACAACUACGAAACGAUCAACAUUUUCUACCGUUGAAAAGAAAUAA
Molecule: messenger RNA, 1350 nt
Organism: Rotaria sp. Silwood2
Lineage: Eukaryota; Metazoa; Rotifera; Eurotatoria; Philodinida; Philodinidae
Source: the annotation of a GenBank genome assembly